Messenger RNA from Oldenlandia corymbosa var. corymbosa, 600 nucleotides. NCBI's taxonomy places the organism in Eukaryota, Viridiplantae, Streptophyta, Magnoliopsida, Gentianales, Rubiaceae. The record is from the annotation of a GenBank genome assembly.
GAGCAGAUAGAAUGGAAGCUCUGUGAUGUAAAAAUCAGUAUGCCGUUAAGGAUCAUUCCACGUAAUGAUGAUCACUACAUUAUUAUGGUUUUACAUAACUUGAAUAUCACCAAAAUAGUUUAUUUGGCAAGCGAUGACAUCAACGACGAUAGGAGAUUGAAACCAAAGUUAGGCGUGCUAAAAUCAAGUCGGCGAAGCAACACGAUUGCCAUGUUGAAUUCUUGUCGACCUCAAAUGCCAGCCAACAAUCAAGCCGUCAGUAAAGCGUCGAAUACGUCUUCAAGAAAAACAAAGCCAACAACAAUGUUGACAGGACUGCAUCGACAUGUUCAUUGUAAGGGAGCACAUCUAUCCAUCGUUGUCAUAAUCUUUAGGUGGGCUUUCUCUAUUUUUGGUUCUAAAGCUCAUAUACGAAUCCUCGUUUGGAGUCCACCACCGAGAGGAUACACUGCAGAAAACACAUAUGGCACUGUCAAACCUAAUAAAAAACAAACAAUAACUGGCGGAGUGAUACGUGACCACGAAGGACGCUGGCUUGGAGGUUUUAUGCAAAAUAUUGAAAUUUGUACACCAGUGGUGGCUGAAUUGUGGGGCGCUUAA